AUGGCCUCGACGGCAGGAGCGACGUGUCUACAUCACAGCCUCCCGGAGGAGAUGGUCGUCUGGGAGAUCCUCGUUCGCCUCCCACCUAAACCCCUCCUCCGCUGCCGCGCCGUCUGCCGCGCAUGGCGCCACGCCACCUCGACGCGCGCCUUCCUCCAGGCCCACCACGCCCGCCAGCGGAGCCUCCCCGUCGUAUCCUGGUACAAAUACGGCACCCGCUACGAAGACUUCAUCGCCUUGGAUCACAAGGCUGCUGCCGGCACCCGUCUCCAACCUCUCGUUCGUCUCGAAGAUUCCUUCUAUCCGGAGGCCUCCUGUGAAGGCCUCAUCAUCUUCUCCAACAACGGCGUAUGCCCCUCCGUCUAUAACCAGGCUACGCGUCAGCAUGUUCUCCUCCCGCAACUCUCGGGUUUCGGUGUAUUGGGGAUGUACCCACACCGCAAUACCGGCGAGUACCGGGUCCUACUACGUCGGGUUCAUCACACUAACUGCUACGUCUUUGCAUUGGGCUCCGACCAGCCGCCAAGGCACGUCGGGGUGCCGGAGGGGGUGGCAGCAUCCGCAUAUCUCGGCAAACCUACCCUGCUCCGCCAUUGCCUGCAUUGGUAUAUCGUGCAUUACCCACAUCUGUAUCAGGUCAGAAACAGAGACGUAAUAGUAUUUGACACCACGUCCGAGACAUUCCGACGGAUGCGUGCUCCGGCUGUUCCGGACAAGUCAUAUAUCUUCGAGAUGGAUGGUACGCUUGGCAUCUACAGCUACAACGACACCACGCAAAUCGUUGAUAUAUGGGUGUUGCGGGACUAUGAAAGCGAGGUUUGGGGGCACAAGUACAGUGUCAAAUUGCCGGCGGCGGAAAUCAAGCAAUUCACAUGGUGGAAUUGCCGUUGGCAUGUCACCGUUCACUCGGUGGAUGGAGACGUGCUCUUGCUGGUCACUCAUAGCGGGUGGAUGUUUUUUGUUGAUAUUGACGGCAAGCUGGUGGACAAUUUCCAUCGUGAUGGCCAGCAUGUCUCUGCUUGUCAACUUUCGCUGAAACAAACUCUUGUUCCGCAUACUUUCUUCACGGCACUAGAAGGUUAUGUUGUCAACACUUCGCCUUUCCUCUGA
Messenger RNA from Lolium perenne, 1110 nucleotides. Its product is annotated as putative F-box protein At1g50870. NCBI's taxonomy places the organism in Eukaryota, Viridiplantae, Streptophyta, Magnoliopsida, Poales, Poaceae. The record is from RefSeq and is a predicted model, not a curated record. Gene Ontology annotation, molecular function: protein binding.